Porites lobata is the source of this 14546-nucleotide messenger RNA. Lineage: Eukaryota; Metazoa; Cnidaria; Anthozoa; Scleractinia; Poritidae. The record is from the annotation of a GenBank genome assembly.
AUGUCUGUGAAUGUGUUGUUCUUGGCAUUAGCCAUUUUCGUUGAAAUUUCAGGUGGUAAUUUAACAGACCAUAAGGGCACUACUGGUAAGUUGUAACUUUAAUCAUUGGCGAAACGUUCCCUAUAAUAUUACAACCGGUCUUUCAGAUUUUUCAUGGUGCUCAUUACUGUGGUCAAAGUACUCAAUAUUGAAGUUAAAGUGUUUGCUCUUAUUGUUAAGAGGAUAUACUUAAUUUCUGAAGAGCCUUGAUCCCAUCUAAUUGGCUGCGAGAUGAGUCUGUUGGAAGCGUCCAUUCAAGCGUCAUAUAUCUGACAACGUCAGCCUCUUCCUCUUAUUUUGCACUUUCAAGAUUUCAAGUUUUUUCACAGAAUAUAAUGUAUCUAUAAAACAUGUUUGCAAUUGAGUUCUUAUGUUGUUGUUGUUUAAGUUAUUGUCGUAGACUUGAUAGUAUUGACAGCGCAUAGUUAUCAGAGCAAAUCUAAGUCUAGCCGUUUGCCUUGCAAAGAAAUUACAGGCUUAACCCUAUCCUGAUUGGGGAGAGCUCUUGGAGCUCCAGACGCUAAAAAAGUUGAAUAACUUCAAAACCGUUCAAGCCUGGCGACGUUUCCUAAAAAAAUAACCUCUGACAGUUUUGAAAAAAGCCCCCAACCGCACGCAGGAUUAAAUAAAAGCCCGAACUGAGUAGGUUUGAUUAAUUUCUCUGACGCAAUCAAAAGCUAAUCAUACUGCGUUUAAAUGUAAUAGUUUAUUCGCUUCUUUCAGGGAUAUCGUCAUUUCCUAAGGGAGUUCGAUGGGUGAUAGAAAAGUUACGUCCACUGAAAAGUUCGUUAACGCAAAAUGGCCUUCCAAAAAGUAUUGUAGAGACGAGCAGACAAGCAUUUGCAGCUGCCGAACACAUUAUCCAUAAUCAUUUACUAGGUAAAAAGACUAAUAAUUUACGAGGCGGGGACCUUCUCAAGAAGAUUGCAUCAAGAAUCAAAGAGGAAGAAGAUGCCUCAGUUCAGUCAUCUCGUAAGUUGAGGUCUUCGGUUGAAUUAUGUUCAGUUACUGCAUGCAGGAGCCCAUCCCGGAGCGUGCAACUCCCAUACUAGGCCUAUGUCACCCCGUUUUUAGACACAUUUUAGAGCAUUCCCGCGAAAAUGGAAUCUCCGCCACGUCUUAUGAAUGCAUUCGAAGUAUAAGAUAUCAAAAGGAAAACGUGACGCCAUUAAAGGCAAAAAAUAUCAUUUUUAGGUCUGUAGGCUUUGCUGACUGGUUUGUGGGACUUAAGAGAUAUUCUAAAUUCGCGCCAAAACCGUUCUAAAAAUAAACUUGUCCAGGUUAUGGGCUCCUGUCAGUGAACACCAAACUUUCACUGUAAUAAUCUGCUCAUGUUUUCCUUCAGCAGCGGAACUGAAAUGAUAUUAUAGUUCUAAUGAGACCAUGAACUGCCGUGUUUUAAAAUAAAAGUGGAUUCCGAGCUUUAGGACUACAGUCGAACCUCUACCCGACAACGACCACACUGGGGACGCGAGAAACUGGCUGUUUGUGGAGAGGUGGCCGUUUUGGGGAGUUAGGGGUGUAAUAUGGCAAUUGUUUUUUUAAGGCUGUACAAUACGUUUUUUCUGCUCAUUUCCUGCUUUCUGUAUCCCAUAAUACUAAUUCAAUCAUACAUGGGCAGAGAAAACAUGAAAAAGAAGUUGAAUACUGUUUUGAAUCAAAAACAAAACGCGCUAGAUUUUCAACAUUCGUCAUACGUAUCGUAGACAAUUUGUGCGUACAGCAGCAGUAUAAAUGGAACACAAUCAAAAUACGAUUGCCGCGAUCAAUCUUCAACGUGCCAUACGGAUCAAAUUUCGCGACCAUUCUUGACUAUUUCAUUAGUCGGCUGAAAAAAGUAACCUUUGUCGAGUGGUCAUUUGGCGGAUGGGGACACGUUUUAGUGGCCGUUGCGGUAUUUGAUAUGUGGCCGUAAUUGAGAGGGUUAACCAAGAGUCAAUUUAUGGACUGUACGUUGGCCGUAAAGUUGCCAUAAGAAGUUGUAGAGAGGUCGCCGUUGUGGAGAGGUGCUGGCAGUUGGUGGAGGUUCGACUGUAUAAUUUUAUUCCCUUUGAUAUCUAACUUAAUUAACACAUAUGCUAUCAGUAAUUAUCAAUAUUCCUUCGGCAACGUAUUUCCUCAAAUAUGCGCCGCCUCCAGUCCUUUCUUCGCAAGAGAGGAGGAAAAGCCCCUUGGUCUUCUUGCGCUAAAAUAGUUUUUGCUGGUAGAGACUUAUGCUGGGAACAGUUUUCUUACCGUUAAGUUAAUUGUUGUCAUCUCUUGACCUCUUUAAAAUAUUUUUCUUUCUAUUUGGCGAUAAACUUAAGCUAAAUCGACGAUAAUUAUUUGCCGAAAUAAUAAAAAAAAGACUGGUUUAUUUAUUAAUAUCACCAGUCAGAACAUCUUGUAACUUUCAAUUUGAGUAUUGUCGCUUUCUCUAUUUAAUUCAGUAUGUAGUUGAAUCAGUGACCUCGUUUUUCUAAUGGACGGCUGCGGUAGAACACUAUUUCAUACGAGCAUAAAGUUCAACUAUAACACUCAAGUAGGUUUCAUCAUUUAUUCCAAGAAGUCAAAGCUACUAUAUAUUUGAGUUAAACUACCUCUAGACUGUUCACAGUCCCCUAUUUUUCAGUGAGAUCGUCGAGUUUCAGCGCGUCUUAGGGUUAAUGCCAGUCAUCUUGAUUUUCAAAUGCGACCGAGGGUGCGGGUUUCGGAAACCGUCCCCCGCCCCCUAAGUGGAUUUGACACUCAUUUAAGAUGGCUGCCCGUAACGCAAAGUCUUCGAUCUCGACGGUCUUACGCAAAAAAUAGGGGACCGUGAACGGUCUACACCACCUCACAGAACCGUCCUCCUUAUUCUGUGUGGUAGACAAUAUACGUAACUUGCCAAAGCAAAUAGGAAGGAUCACCAUCUAAUAAGAACAUCAUCACACCAUUACGACGUUUACGGAACGCUGCUGUCAGAAUUUUUGGAGUGGGAAUCGGUACCGAAGUAGAUCGAUCGCAGUUACAAGCCAUGUCAAUCCAGCCAGCUAGGGAUUGCGUAUUCCAAGGGUUCGACCAAUUACCAAAUGGCUUCAUUGUCACCUUAAGGCAUAAUUUAUGCAAAGGUGACUCCCUUACAAUUUUUCUAAUAAAUGUUAUUUCAUUCACGAUUAACCACACUGUAUGGUCGAGGUGGUGUGCAGGUAUUUCCUCACUUGAGAGCAGGAUAUAACCCUCUAGCCUGGUCCCAUGAGAAACGCAACGUUUAUAUUGUUACUGGAUGUCGACAGUCAUUUUACUGUACUCCACUCCAUUCAACUCGACUUUACAAGACACUUCCUAAAUUCUUAGUUCUGCACAACAGUUUGAAAAAAUACAUCAUGUAAGCCAGAUAAGUUUUUAUUUUGUUCUGAGAAGCGCUGAAUGGUGGCAAUAGAAACUAACUUUAGAUUUCUACGACUGUUAUCUAUAGUUUAAUCUGGCAUUUAAAAACCUCUAGCAACAAGCUGAACUGCCCGGGGGGGGUACUCGCAGAAAAAUUGGGUAGGGGUGUGCGGCCCGCUUCCCAAAACCCUUACCCUAUUUAUGACCAAAAUCUGCGAUUUUCCCUACCCUAUUUAUGACCAAACCAAAAAUUUGAUACCCUAUUUAUGACCUGACCCUUAAAUCAAUACCCUUUUUCAGACCUGCCUUAUAAUUAUUUCCCUAGUUCAGACCAAUGUUAAAGGCAAUGUUUAUCUGCUUUUAUUAGGUUAGGGGGACAUGAUAAGGAAGUAGCUUCUUCUAAAAAAGUGCAUUCAAGACUACAGUGUAAAAAUCGUUACCCUAUUUAUGACCAAAAUGGCGGCAAAAUAGCCAAAAUCGAUACCCAAUUUAUGACCAAAACGGCUGAAAAACCCUACCCUUUGGGGCCGCACAUACCUAUAUAGCCCAUAUUAGGGAGUACCCCCCCCGGGCUGAACUGUAGACAGAUUAUAGAAGGACACUACUUACUUAGUAUUUUUGUAUUUUAGAAAAAGCUGGCGUUGUUAAGGAAGGCAUUAUUCAAAGAUACCAAGGUAUGAUAGCGAAAAAGUAGCGAGAAGGUACUAAGAUCAAGUUAAGAUGUAAGAAAUUUAUGUGGUAAUGAUGGGAAACGCACUGCUCCACACGUGUUCAGAAGUAACUUUUAACAAGACCCAUCUUUUAAUGACCCUAUUAACAAACGAAUUAACUAGAAAUACGAGACAAGCCGUGACAAGUGAAUGGGUGUUCAUCCUGGAAUAUCCUUCAGGAAGGACACCUACUCAUUUUGUUCAUGUUCUCAGUUUAGUUUCCUGUUUAAUGCGUAUUGCAGAGCAUGUUCUGGAUCUUUUCAUCCUCUAAAUGGAAAAAAAUCGGUGGGGAUAUGGCCAAAUGAACUAUGGGUUUGACUCAUCAAGUCUCACAUAUGUUUAGGGGAAAAAAUAUUUACAGGUUAAAAGAAACAUACAUGAAUGUUAAGAGUCUCUUACUGUAGCCAAGGAAUCUUGAAUUAAAUUUAAUUCUUUUAUUAGAUCAUGUGUGUAAAUCAAAGUAGUCAGAAAAGAAACAACCAAGCAAAUUAACAAGCAAAAAACAUAGCAAAACAAUAAAAACAAAAUAAAAGAACAAGAACAAGAACAAGAUCAAGAACAGGGACUAAUAAAAUAUCUUUUAACGAUAUUUUUGAGGUGGACAUGGACUGCUCAUGGUCCAUUUCACGCGAAUGUCCAUGUCACUAAUUAGCUUGUUUUAUAACUAGAUUUCUCUAUAGACGACAAUUUCUUUCAAUUAGAUCUUUGUUUUACUGCAAGUAAUACUAGAUUUUUCUCGUAAUUUUAUCACAUUCUUAUACAUUCCUUUGCGUGGGCACCCCGCACGGAUCUAAGAGUCCUGAUAUGGGCUGAUCUUUGCCCCCUAAGUAUAUAAAUCAGUUAAAAUUUUAAUUAACCGACCAUUUUUGAUACUAUUAACAGUGCAUGUUCGUUGGUGAGAUUGAGGGAAAAAAGGCAGGGCAAGCUUCGUUCAAAAGUGGAUUUUAUUAGUUGAUUGCUAUAAAUUCAGUAUAGCUUUUUACUGACAGAACUUUAUCUUUCUUGCAGGCCCAGCAAAUGUUGUUUUUCUACUAGAUGGUUCAGGUGACAUAGGAUUUAAGGAAAUCCAGUUUUACAAACUUUUUGUUAAAGAGGUGUAUAAUAACAUUCACAUACCACCAGGAGGGGUCAAAUUCGGACUGCUUGAGUGCGGAACAAAACAUUUUUCUCAAGAAAACGUCUUAGUCAGGUCAAUUAAGAGCUCGAAAAUGUUGGAUAUUACGCUAAACGAUCUGGUCCCAAUGAAUGGUUAUUGCGAACUUGGGAAAUCUAUGGAAAUGAUUAAUACGAACAUUUUCAAAAGACUUCCAAUAGAUACCCCAAAAGCACUGAUCGUAGUUUUAGCGGGAAAAUCACUUGAUAAAGCAACAAGUGUGGCGAAAGAAGUGAAGGAAGGAGGUUCGAGAAUAGUGGCCCUUGGUACAGGAGAACAAGCUGACAUGAAACAGCUGUCUGCCAUAGCUGAUUCACCACUUUAUGCUUUCAAGGUUCCUUUGUUUAAAUAUUUGCCUUCGAUGUCUUCAACAGUGGUUGGAUUUAUCAACAAGGGUAAGCAAUAUAUUUAAAGUAGGACUUUCUUCUGGAAAAAUCGAAGCGCAUUGCCAAAAUUUACGCUUAUCUCUCACAAAAGCGAAGUAAACAAUAUAUCACAAAGUAGUUAGCUGCACCUGAUGUGUCAGCUUUGUAAUAGAUAUUUAAUUUAUAACGAGGUACGUUCUAAAAAUAAACAAUCCCAGCGUUAGCCUUGCUCAGUGUAAACCGACUGAAGUGUCAAGAGAUUGAGACAAUUGAAUGUAUUCAGCGACAAAUGAUUUGGAUAAAUCUGACCACGGUUGUGGCAGAUUUAAAUUGAGUCAAUUUAUAACUCAUUUGGAUAAGAACAAACCGAAAAAUCUAAACAGAUUGACAUAUAUUGCAAAACGUGGGGCGAUAAAAUACUCCCCUUAAAAAAAUAACGUUUUACCACAUGAAGAAGUCAAAAGUGAGGACGAGAACCCGUGGGAAGGUGAUAGGGGAGGUGGCGGACAAAAAUUUCUUCAAUUCUACAGGUUUCAAUGGCGAAGGAUAGAAAGACAAAUAAUCCGAGCACUUCUACUUUAAUAAACGCCAAGAACCGCCCUAUAAUAUUAUUGGUCAAUCGUCGAUCGAUUCUGGUACAAACAUCCCACAGGUUACCAUAUAUGUAUAUAAAAAACAUUAUGUUUAGAGAUAAUGUUUGUCUUGUUGGUGUCAAAGAUCGAUUGAGUACCCGUUUUGUCAUAAUAUUGGGAUGAGGGUCGGAGGGGUGCGGGGUGGGGAGGGGUAUGGGGGUGUAGACCUCAGUAUAUACUGAGAAAAGAAGAUCAUUAGUUGUUUAGGUUAACAUUGAUUAUAGUUCCACUAGUGUACAAUUUGCGUUAUAAUUUUAAAUUAUUUGGAUAAAGUCGAUAUACAUAGGACUGUAUAAGACUCCAAAUAAAACAUUGUCUUGUCUUGUCUGGUCUUGUCUACUGAAAUCAGCUCACAGUUCCUUAAAAUCUUUUCAUGCAGUUACUGAGCCCAAGUACAGCAGCAACUUGAUUCCCUCGUCAAAAGCCCUCAGUUUACCCAAGAAAGGAAGAAAUGUUGGUUUUUCUGGUGAAUUUGUUGAUGAGGAAGCGAAAGAACUUGGCAAAGAUCGUAACAAUGAUAAGACUCUGCUGGCAGGCCUUCGCCCGAUACUCAGUGAGCUAAACGGCUAUGACUCAUCCCUAGGUCAGUGCAUGUGCUCCUGGUCAGUGUCCCGUGAUGGCAGUAUGUCAAUUACACAAUUUUGGAUGUUUUGCAGGGUGCCUUGUUACGAGAUGUUUAAACUGUCUGUAUGAAACAACGUUUCAGCUAAUUAUUUAUUGUUUGUAACGUAAUAAAAAAUUCAAAAAAUAAACCCUGCAGUCAUUCAUUCGAACUGGGUUUAUAUACGGUAAGUGGAAACCCAUGGAACUACAAAAAGGUGUGUACUUAAAGAGUCACGCCAAAAAAGAGGAUGAAAAUAAUUAAAAUAGAGUACGACAUAGAGUUAUAUCUUCUGUCUUGGACCAUGAUGAGCUUCUCGCUCGAGGACGAAGCACCCAUUAGGGGAUAUUAGACUGCAUUUGACACGGAAAGGGAAUAAAUAGUUCUAGUCGCCCAUUCAAAUAAAAAUAUACUAAUGGCUUAACCGAAUAGUGUGACUGCAUACUUGAUACAGUUCGUAUUUCGUGGCUCUAUAACUUGAUUUUGUUUUUCCUGUAUUUCUUGUGGUUGAUUCUAAUCAACACAACUAAAACUAAAAAAAUCUCGAAAUAUUAAGAUAUUAUACUUUCACCGACAAUAGCUACCUAUGAAUAUGAAAUUUAAAGAGAAAAAAAAAAUAUGAUCCCUAAUAUCUUAAACUUCCGUUACAGACUGGUCACCUCUUUUGCAAGACAAAGAAGUGUCUCAAGACUAUCCUCCUACAACCCAAAAUGCUAGUCCCUCCCCGACAAUUCCACAAAAUUACUGGAAAAUAGAGAGAGAGAAACAAAAUGUAACAGGUUGGCAAGAUGGAAGUCAACUUCAAGACAGUAACAUUAAAGAUGUUGCAAAUAAUGCGCCAGCAAACAGUGUGUCAAACGGACAAGGUGAAGCAAAUUCCACACCAAAUGCCAGCACCACUGUUACGCCAAAUAAACAAGGGAGUAAAGUUAAUCCUGCAUCACAAGCAGCAAUUACAGCAGGCAGUCAAGGACAAAAUCAGGCGAAUGGUCAAGGGGGUUUAGGCUUAAUUGGAAACGGUGUCUCUUCUUCUAGUAAUGGAGUAAACCAAGGAAAUGGCAUUGGUUCAAACGCCUCUCCAGGCAAUCCAGGUUCAAGCAGGCAAGGAUCCGGACCUCCCAUUGCAGUCAUUCCAGCCAAUGGUGGCGGCAGUCCAAAUAGUGGUGGUGCCAAUACUGCGAACACGGGUUUAUCUGGAGGUAUUCCAGGACAAACCGGUAACGCUCCAGCAAGUUCAGGACAACCUGGAGGUAAUCAAACUUCAAUUGAUUUAUCCAGUAAUUUCUUUAAGAUGAGGAAAAGGAAAGCAUAAGCUUUUAUUUUUUUUGUUUUAGCAGGUAAAUUUUCAUAAUAUUUUGUGGAGAAAUCUUCCUGACAGCCCUUUAAGUAAGCUAAUUAAUUGAGUUGAGUUAUGCCAGCAUGUUCUCCCUCUGUUCCCCCAGCCUUGGCUAACUCGUACAACGUCGACACGUUCAACACAUUGAAAUCAGUCUCCUCCAAGUAGUGCUUCCCAAUUCGCUGUGGGUUGUAUUUUAAAAACAUUAUCGCUAUAUGCUGUUCCUGGAGUUGAAACAAUCGUUUAAUAUUCAUGAUACUUUAAGCUCUGUUACUGAUUGAAGUAAGUAAGAAGUAAAUAAAUCUUUAUUUAAACACGGGAAAUCAUCAGUUAAGCUUAAGUUAAAAACUAAAACUAAUUACAACUGCUUUACAGGAUUGCCGUGUGGGAAUCCGAUAUAUCAGCUACCUUCUUGAUAUUUCGCUUAAGAUGCUCAACGGAUGCAGCAUUUUUAAAGUUUUUGGGCAAGUUAUUCCAUAACAUGGCCCCGCUGUAAGAGAAGCUUCGUUUCAAAUAAUUAGUGCUUGGUUUGGACAGAGUCAGCCUUCCCUCAGAGUUUCUUAAGUUGUAAGCAGAGUGACGCUGAGAGAAAAGACUUUGUAGAUAUUCAGGAGCAAGGUCAUUCAUGGUUUUAUGCAUCAUUAAGGCUUUUUGUUUCUUUCGUCGAAGAGAUAGCCUCUCCCAGCUUAGGGUGGAGAGAAGGUGGUUUCAGCUCGUAUCAAAGGGUGAUUUAGUGAUAACUCUGGCUGCGUGAUUCUGUAAUUUUUGGAGCUUAUCACUCAAGUAACUACUCAAACGGUCCCCAACGGGGCUGCAGUAAUCACAAUGAGGCAUAAUUAAAGCGUUAUAAAUUUGAAUUGCAGUUUCUUUGGAUAUAAAGGGCCGCACACGUUUUAGCGCGCCUAUAGCUGAAGAGAAUUUCUUGCAAAUCUCUUCAACGUGUUUACCCCAAGAGAGUUGAGCAUCUAUGGUAAGACCCAAGGAUUUGGUAUGAUCGACGCUCUUGAUAAUUGGGUCAUCAAUUCUGAUUUCUACAUCGUCACAUUGGGCAGAUAGUCUUUGUCUUUAUCCAAUAAUCAUUAGCUCUGUUUUAGCAACAUUUAGACUGAGCUUGUUAGUUUUCAGCCAGCAGCUAAGGUUAUUCAAUUCAGGAGUUAGCUUAGGCUCUGUUAACGUCUUAGCAGAUAACGAAAGGUUGGUGUCAUCGGCAAACAUUCUUGGUACGGCGCCCCGCAGGGAGUUGGGAAGAUCAUUAAUGUAAAUUAAAAAUAGCAAAGGACCCAAUAUGCUACCCUGCGGCACGCCGCAACUGAGGGUACGAGCAGAUGAUAGUUUGCCACUGACAUUACAUCUUUGGGUUCGGCCACUUAAGUACGACGAGAACUGUACAGCCCCCGAAAUGAUACCGACCCCGAAAUGAUCCCCAUUUCUCGUCACGUCGACCCCGAAAUGAUCGCCAUUUAAUUUCAGGAAUGGAAUCGAAUACCAUAGAACUAUGGAUCGUGCAAAAAGCACAACAUUAUAACUUAAGCUUCACUAAUAAUCUUCACUUACCCACAUGACAUGAAUUUGGGAUUACACUUUGAACUGGAUUAAACGCCGGAAAAUAUUAUUAUCAAAAAAAUACACAAAGUCUAGUAUAUUUUUAGGAACCCAAUGAACCAGGAGCCGAUUCUGCGUGAACUGCAACUGAUAAUAUCAACAAACAUAACAUUUUUUUAAAUUAUUACUUAGGUGAUUAAAUGAUGUUAAAACUGCAUGCCUUGGAUAUUGAAUUUUAAGAAUGGUGUUUUAACACUUUUUAAAAUCUUAAAAUGAUGUUGAAGAUGCAAAAGUAUACAUAAUGGCGAUUAGAUGACAAAAGCGCUAAAAAAUCACGUAACUGUAGCGAAAUGUUUAAUUAAGGUAAAAAAAAAAAACACUGCAAAUACCGUGUACGAUCAAUCUUGCUCAACGUCGGAUCCAAAAAGAUCGUGAUCAGUCAAAAUAGAUCAAAUUGAAAACGUUAUAGUCAAGCAGACUUUAGCAGGUUUCAGUCUAAGUCUUGGGUUUGUUUGUAAGUGCGUCAGUGCGAAGAAUGUCGGAAGCUCGUUGUAUUUGGAUCUUUAGAAAGGUUUUGUCGUAGACGCGAUUACACUUUUCAUUCUACAGGUUAGACCCACCACAUCAAAUCUCAUAUCGCUUGUGAAACUUUUAAUGUUAUCUAUUUGAUUCAAUGUCGCCUGUGUAAUCUACAAUAUAUUGGAGAAACUAAACGUCGUCUCAAAGACCAUUUUAAUGAACACAGACGACCUAUACUCAACCCUACUGGUAAUCACUUCCAUACUGCAGUUUCAGAACACUUUCUAACCAGUAAUCAUUCCGACAAUCAUAUGCUUCUGAUUCCUAUUGAAAAACUUAAAAAUGGGCGUGAUUCUUUCAGGAAAGCACGUGAAGCCCACCUUAUCCAUAAAGCUAAGUCAGUUGAGCCUCUGGGCAUCAAUAAACGUGAUGAACUGUAAUUAUAUAUAGUUUUGUUAUCUUGUCUUUUAAAGUAGCCACCAUACCACGUCAUAUUAUGUAAUUUCCGGUCGUAAUUUUACUUCAUAUAUAUUUCUGUGAAUUCGUGAUAUCUCAAUGAACCUGAUGAAAACUGGUAUUGGCCAGUCGAAAUAUCACAACUAAACUCUAUUUCACUUUGUUUGAUCAGUCGCUGCUAAAGUCUUCUUGACUCAGACUCGUACCCAGUCGCUAUUUAAGUGUUUUUAGGGAUGAGAGACGCUUGGGGAUUAGGUUGAGGCGCGUGCAGGUCUCAUGGGAAGGGAAGAAGGAAAAAUACUGUUCUUGACUGUAACGUUUUCAAUUUGUAAGGAAAUUUUAAACGCGAUUUAAGAACGUAAACGCUGCAACAGAUUUGUAAUAAUUCCGUGACGGAAUACAAGAUCCAUUCCAAGAAUUAACUGGGGAUCAUUUCGGGGACUGUACAACAACCAUUUUAUGGCUGCCUGAUCGACACCCAAGUAUGACAUCUUACGCAAGAUGAUCUCAUGAUCAAUGGUGUCGAAUGCCUUAGUAAGGUCACUAAGGAGAACGCCAUUUAGAAGGCCAUUGUCGAUGUUCACUGACCAAGCAUUUGUUGCCUCAAGCGAAGCCGUGAGCGUACUAUGUAGAGAACGGAACCCUGAUUGGCAGCCUAGUAGCAAUUUAUUAUCAUCUAGAUAACGGAAAAGUUGAUUAUAAACAAUUCUUUCAAAAACUUUCGAAAUUAUAGGGAUUACAGAUAUCGGCCUGUAGUUGUUAGGGUCCGAUUUAAUGCACUUUUUAAAAAGUGGAGUCACUUUAGCCAUUUUCCAAUCGGUUGGAUAUAUCCCAGUGAGAAUAGACUUUGAGAAUAUUGAGGUAAGAGAGGGUGCGACGAUAUUAGCAGCCAUCUUCAACAAUUUACUCGGGAUCAUAUCAAGACCGGUGGCUUUCUUUUCAUCAAUUUUCGACAAAACGUUAGAAACAAUAUCAACACUCGGAAUUUACAGAGAAAACGAAUGAUCAGUGGGCUCUAAAUAAGAUUCGGGAUUAGAAUCGACAACAGGAAUAUCUUGUGCUAAUACUUGCGCAACGUUUGUAAAGUGAUCUUUAAUAGUUUCCGCAAUGUCCAUAGGGUUAUUUGCUAUUUUAUUAUCUACCUUGAUCUCCAAAAUAUUCGUUGACUUACCACUGUUACGUGAAGUUAGCUCGUUGAUAACAUUCCAUGUUUUGCGCAAAUUACCUUCGUUGGCUUCCAGGUUGUAAGAAACAUAGAGUUUUUUUGCGAGUUUAAUUGAAUAUUAGAUAUAGAUUUUUAUGGAAAAUUCAAUAGAUUUUAUUUACUUAUGAAGUCAUGUAUGUAAACAAUUCUAUUGUUUCCCGAGGGUGCACUUGAAUUUCAGCCUCAUUCUGCUGCGUGGCCCUAGUCUUUUUUUGCGUUUAAUUAUUGUAACUGCCCUUGUUUGAUUCGUAAAGGUUUGUAAAGAAAAAAAUGGAUGAGCAAUUAGUUUUAAGCUAUGAAAUGUUUGCUAUGGCUCUAUGUAGAGUCAGAUUGGAGUUGGGCACCACGAUCUAAAAUACAGACGACUUGCCUCGAUCGACAAGAUGUUAAUGUCCCCCUUAUAUUUUGUUAUCUAUUCUUUAAACAAUGGCUAGUAAACAUCUGUAAUGGCCGCAAAAAAUGUAUGAAUUACUGGUUGAGUUCGCCCACUCUAUAUACAAUUUCAGGGCCUGUGCAAGUCAUUCAAACACAGCUGUUGCCUAUCCCAGUUCUUCCUGUUCAGACUCUUCGCAUUCAAACUCUUUCUCCAGUGCUGUCCCCACAAGGGCAAUUUCCGUCUAUCACGCCAAACCACCAGCAACAACUGCAACCAACAAACCAGACCAAAGUUCCACAAGUGAAUGAGAGGGAAAGCACGCAAAAUUCAAAUCAACCGGUUUCUGGGAAAAGUGAGCAAAAUCCAGAUCCAUCCGUUUCUGUUAGUGGCCCAAAGAACAACAAAGGAAACAAAGGUCCGGAAGAGGCAACGUUUCAAACUCGAACAAAACCACCCAAUGGUCAACCUACAGUGUCAAGUUCUGUCAAUAAAGUAACUCAACGUUCUACUGCAAGCCAGCAACAUACUACUACAUCUACAUCUCAAGCAAAUCCAACAGAAGAUAACAACAGUUCCAGUGGAUCAAAUUCUACCAAAGCACCAAAUUCUAAUAAGAUUAUGUUACCUACUAAAUCAACACCAGUUCCUCAAAGAGGUAAAACUGCGACAGCCACAUCAACCAUUUCAUCCAUUGUGAAUUUGAACAAACCGAACGGAACUCAAACAAGUGGAAAGGCGAACGCCGCUUUAUCGACUUUUAAACCGAAAGUUUCAGCUGCAGGAAAACCAUAUCAAAAACCACAGGUGGUUUUAUGCCAGAUAAUUUGUGGAAGCGACUGUUGUCCGAUAGAAGUUAAAGCUCCAACCGCAAAGCCAACCGCGACAAAUCCGACAACGAAACCCACAACACUUCCACCGACAAGUGCUAAAGGCGAAGCAAAACAGAAGCCGACAACGCCCCAGGAAGUCAUUGCUGCACCACCCGUACCAAUGAGACAGCAUAACUGGCCAGGAUGGUUUCCUCAGUUGGCUCAUCCAAUGCCUGGUAAUCCAGUGUCGGCACCUAUUACCCCUCCGUUUAUGUACAUGACACUUCCGCCAGCCACGGCCUCGUCUGUCUUAGACAAAGAAAGGUUUCGUCAGGUGGAACACCAAAUGCAUACAGCCCAAGUACCGGCAGUUCCUCCUUUAACUAUUCCCUCUGCUGUAAGUCCGCAAGAGGACAAGGAUGACCCAAUACUGAUUGGUAGGGUAGCAGUUUUUACUUAGAUUUUUAUCUAGUUUAUUUUUCUUUUAAAUAUUCCAGGAAAAUGUACAUGUAAGGUGUGGGUGAUUUCUUUUUUAAUAUGGAAAGGACUAAGUGGGAUCUUUCUGCAUUUUUCUUCACGAAGCUAGGCGAAAAAAAAAAAAAAACUGGAGACAAGAUCAGUGAUCGACAUCAAUCUCAACCAACACGUACUAUACAUGUGCAUAACUAUAGCGUUACCUCUGAAAUACCUAUCCAAGUAACAAUUGCAUGGAGAUGAAUGCUUCAUGUACCAGUAACUACGGAAGAUUUAUUUGCAAAACUACAGGACUAUGAUUAUUAUUCCAGGUCAGUGCCAGGAUUAUCACCCUGACUGUUCUUCAUUCGUCAUGUCCGGAAUGUGUGAUGACAAAAGUAUUUUCAAAGAAGCAUUUAGUGUUCGCGAUUUUUGCAUGCUGUCCUGUGGUUUAUGCAACAGGUAUGGAACAUGCGUUCUUUGUUCUUCUUAACCUAGCUCGUCUGGGCGGCUCUAAUUUUGCGCUUGCAAUGUCAUUUUCGCUCAUAAAUUAGAUAAUUUCUUGGAUUGAUGAAAUGUUGUACAAUCGAUUUGGUAGACUUCUCUGGAUCAAAGAACUAAACUUACAUUGCUGAUCCUAGCAUUACGUGGUUCACAUCAUCCGUGUUCUAAAUAUAUGGCCUCGUAAUCCAGAGCUAUUCCCUAGCUCUUAAGACUACUUCCGAUGUCUAACAGGUCAUAUUCGAAUACUGGCGAAUACUUAUUUGUGCUGCACGUUUUCCAAAUGACGAUUAUUAAAUCUUUCCACUUUAUCGUGAGAGUUUGAAUCGUCCUUCUUCUUCCUGUUCUUUGUCUAUUUUUUAUUUUUAUUUUUUACAUUUGUUCUCUCUUCUUCCUCUUUAGAUAUAUCAAACAGGGUGAGAUGGUUAGCCUGGAUGUUCGUGACAAAGGAAGAGACCCUGAGGAAAUCGGCUUCCCAGAGUACAGCAAAAAGUUUCUUUAA